UGCAGAAAAGAGGUUCAAGGUAUCUUCUCCCUACACACCCAGGUGUCAAAGAGGAAUGGGUAACUCAUCCUCAAGCACCGUGGACGACCUGCAGGCGGUGGAGAUGCACCUCUGGUACAAGAAGUUCAUGACGGAGUGUCCCUCGGGUCAGCUCACCCUGCACGAGUUCAAGCAGUUCUUCGGCCUGCGUGGCCUGGACCAGGAGGCCAACACCUACAUCGAGCAGAUGUUCCGCACGUUUGACAUGAACAAAGACGGCUACAUAGACUUCAUAGAGUAUGUGGCUGCUCUCAGUCUGGUGAUGAGAGGGAAGAUGGAGCACAAGCUGCGCUGGUAUUUCAAACUCUAUGAUGUGGAUGGUAAUGGUUGCAUUGACCGGCAUGAGCUCCUCAACAUCAUAAAGGCUAUCCGUGCCAUCAAUGGGAAUGAAAGUCAGGAAGAUUCCGCUGAGGAUUUCACUAACCGCGUGUUUGACAGGAUCGAUAUAAACGGAGAUGGCGAGCUCUCCUUGGAGGAGUUUGUGGCCGGUGCUCGAGGUGACGAGGAUUUCAUGGAGGUGAUGAUAAAAAGCCUGGACCUGACCCACAUCAUGACGAUGAUCCACAAUAGGAGGCACAGUGUUUAGUGCCUGCCCCGAUGACUUUAUCCUUAUACACAAUUCAACCUGAGAGUUCAGUACAUGGCCUCUGAAGAAAAGGUCUUUCAUAGACUAAGAUUUCUAUAAAGAUUUAAACCAGGUUAUUGUAAUUCUGCUGCAAACUCUGACAUAUCUUAUUUCUAACCUCUAAAAGAAUCACAUAUGCAUUUGGAUGACCUUUGCAAAGUGGUACUUGUCUUUGUUUAUCGUCGCUGAGCUCUCCCAAGGACACCUUGGCACGAGGGAUGA
Messenger RNA from Gymnodraco acuticeps, 886 nucleotides. RefSeq names its product guanylate cyclase activator 1A (gene guca1aa). Gene Ontology annotation, molecular function: calcium sensitive guanylate cyclase activator activity; calcium ion binding. The record is from RefSeq and is a predicted model, not a curated record. Lineage: Eukaryota; Metazoa; Chordata; Actinopteri; Perciformes; Bathydraconidae. The transcript is spliced from 4 exons. The coding region runs from base 56 to 625 and encodes 189 amino acids.